GCCAAUCUUCCUCCUCCUCCUUGACCCGUAACUGUUGAUACGAGCGGAGUGAGCAGAUACGAGCGGAGUGGGGCGAGGCAGGAGGAGAGAUGAGCGGGAACGAGGUUGAGAAGGCCAAGGCUGCCGCCGCCGGCGGCGUAGGGGAGUACGGGACGUUCCAUGGUCCGCCCAGCUACCCGCCCCCGCGCCCGCCCGUCGGGCACCCGCAGCCCGCCCCGCCGCCCGGCCUCCACGGCCAGCGCGAGCCCAACUCGCGCCACCGCGGCGGCUACCAGGCCGGGAACGCUCAAGAUUACGAAGCAGGUGCGCGUGGACAUAGACCUGACCGCCUUCCAUGCUGCGGUAUUGGCAUGGGCUGGUUUCUAUUCAUAAUUGGUUUCUUUCUUGGUGCCAUCCCCUGGUAUGUCGGAGCAUUUCUGUUGUGGUGUUCUAGAGUGGAUUACAGGGAGAAACCAGGAUAUGUGGCAUGCACAAUAGCGGCUGUCCUUGCUACAAUUGCCGUCAUCAUCGGGGCAACCGCUGGAGCUCACGUUUAUUGAUGUCAGUCUACAUUGUGUCACUGUACAUAUUGUACAUUUCAUGGAUGAAGAAAGAUGUCAUGUCGCGUCUUCUGCACUGUAUUUGAUUAUUAACUUUGAAUAUUCAAUGUAUGACAAAGAGAACUAAGUCCUUGUUAUGUUCACAAAUAAAUCAGAUCGAGACUACCUUGCCUUGUGAAUGCUCAAAUAACCUUGAUUUCGGAAACAAAUGAUGUAGCUUCGCUUGGCGAGCAAUGGAUUCCUUGUACUGUACUAGCAAUGGCUUCCUUGUACUGUACUUAUCUUCUGAAUAAUAAGCCUCAGGUUCUGGUUCA
Messenger RNA from Triticum aestivum (bread wheat), 853 nucleotides. Its product is annotated as 60S ribosomal protein L18a-like protein. The record is from RefSeq and is a predicted model, not a curated record. The coding region runs from base 90 to 539 and encodes 149 amino acids. The transcript has 4 exons. NCBI's taxonomy places the organism in Eukaryota, Viridiplantae, Streptophyta, Magnoliopsida, Poales, Poaceae.